AGACUUAGAGUGAGAAAAAGGCAGACAGCUGGAGGCCAGUGCUACCUGCGGGCUCUCUGCUCCCUGUUACCAUCUCCCUCCAGGCUGCAGAGCCUUCUGGAAAGCUGCCGCCUGGCCUGGGUCAGAUUGCUUACACUCCACUGCCUCACAGGCCAGCGUUCCCAACCUUAAGCCAGUACACAUUUAUAGAACAAUUCCAUGUGAUCCUGGGGAAGACAGACCGAAGGCGGAGGGCAGUGCUGAAGCGUAACCUCAGGGAGAGGGGCUGUCCCUGCUGGGGGGACACUGGAAGUCAUGCUGAAACUUAAUCCCCACUGUAACCGUACUAAGAGGUGGGGCCUCUAAGAGUCACCCCUGGUGCCACUCUGAGGGACGCUGGGCACUGAGCCGCCAUGGGCAACGAGAACAGCACCUCGGACAACCAGCAGGAGGACUCCAGUUUGCAUAACGUCAUCCUGUGGCCUCCAAACCCUGAAACCCUACAGAGAACUUCAUCAGCUCAGAGUCCAAGGUCCAGGCAACCACCUGGGGACAGUGAGAAUAUAAAAAGGAAGCAGCAGGACACGCCCGGAAGCCCUGACCGUGGGGACUUGUCCAGCGCUGGGCUCGGAGGCUCCCGCACCGCUUCUGAGAGUUCUGCCGGCCCGGAUCCGCGCAUCGUGUCCCCAGAGCUGACUGAGCCAAGGAAGCGCCCACAGGGAGCCGGGGGGCCAGAAGGUUCUUCACUGCCCAGCCCACCCGGGAGCCCCUGCUGGGAGCAGGAGAACCUCCCGUCCUCCAUGCCCUUCGCCGAGUGCCCCCCAGCAGCGGCACCCGAAGAUGGUCCUCACGCUCACCACCCCCCUAGGGAACCAUCUCCAAAUGCCCCAGGGGAUGCCCAGGCAGCGUUUCCUGCCGAGGGGGACAGCUCUACUCAGCACCUUGUGGUUGCCAUUGUCCCCAGUGCCGGAAGAGAGAAAGAGCUGAAGGAAGAGGGACAGAAGUCCUCCUCCCUCCCCAGUUGCAGUGACCAGUUGGCUGGAACGUCACCAGUCCCUCCUGGAGAGCCGAUGAUGGUGCAGCUGUGUGGAGAGGGUGAUCAGCCUGGCGGUUUGGAGUCCCCCAGGAAAGAGGCUGCGGAUGGCUCUCCCCUAGCAAAGUCCAGGGAGGGGGUGGCUGCUGCACAAGUGGCCCCUGAGUCCCCUGCUGCAGCCCAGUUGGACAAGGAGCACUCAGCUGUCCUGGAGGAGUCAUCCCUCAAACCCAAGACCCUGAUCCCACAAGAUCCAGCCCCAAGCACCUCUGACAGAGAAAAACACCACGCGGAGGUACCGCCUCAGUAUUUAGCUGACGACUUGGAAUUUCUCAGGGCCUGCGGUCCCACUAGGAGCAAUGUGGGGGCUGCCCAGGAAACUGCAGUGAACGCUGCUUCCGGAGAGAACUGCCAGCAGCACAGGGGAGCACGUCUGCCACAUGCAGAGCUGUCCCGGGACACACCAGGUCCUGCCCCAGCGCCGGGGACCAGGGGCUCUUGGAAGGGGACUCUGGAUGCCAGUGAUGUUCAGGGUCACCCGCAGACCGGCACGCCAGGAACCAAGCCCAGUCAAGUUGUCUGUGUGGCAGCAGAUGGCCAGCCUGAGGGGGGUCUGCUUGUGCACGUCGAGCCCUCCCCACCUGCUCCGACAGAGGACACGCUUCCCGCUUCAAGCCUCACUCCACAUCCAGCUGUUCUGAUUUCUGCUGCCACAGAAGGACCCAGGGAGAUGGCUUCUGGGCCUGAGAUGCCAGUUUCUGCAGAUCCAGGCAAAAAGCUGGCAGAUGCAGUGUUGGUGGGACUGGAGAAGUGUGCAUCAGAUCUGGGAAGCAAAGGAGAGCAUCCAGAAGGGAGCCCCGGAGAGGUUCCUGCCCCUUCACCCCAGGAGGAGAGACAGCUCUCGAACAGGGAGCAAAGCCACGGGGUCCAACAAGGGGUGCUGCCUCCUCCUGCUCCCAGUGCAUCAAAUGAAAGUACCGGAAGGUCGCAGGGGCCAAAGGAUGAUGCCAAGGCCCCCGAAGAUGCCAAAAGCCCAGCUGGGGCUAAAGAGGAAACCAGAUCACCCGGAGAUGACCCCAGAGGACAGGAAGAAGCCCCAGAGCCACCUGGUGGUGCAGACCCCGGGAACCUGCAGGGAGCAGGCUCUCAGGCCUUCAGCUGCAAGCCUGAUCUGGAGGUGGACAAAGAUGAAGUCUCAAAGCUAAGCAGUGACGUGGAGAGCAGAGUCCUGUCCAGCUCAGGCUCGGCACAGCCACCCGGAAACGGGGGUGCCGGGCAGGCGGGUGGGCACGACUCUCCAUCAGCAGAGGCAGCGUGGCGGCCGAUGGCCGAUGCAUCCCAAUCCCUGCCCGAGCUCCACGAGGAGGACCCCGUCCUGCCCCCAGUACCGGAUGAAGCUGGGAAGCCCACUGUUCCCGAAAGCGCUGUCUGGGAGGGGCUGGGAUUGCAGCCCAAAUGUCCUGACACCUCUCAGGGCAGGGCAGGAUCGGGAAGAAUGGAGGCUCUUCCUACUUUUGAAUCUGAGAAGUCAGAUUUCCUGCCGACUGCUGCUGCCGAGGUUGUACCCAACGCCCAGGAGGCGGAGAGCCCUUCGGGAAUGAAGAGGCCCGGCAGCUGUGAUGGGGAGGGCCUGCCGACACCCCCGGCUCAACCCCGUGGGCCGGGGCAUGAUGCAGCCGGACAGGAAAUGCAUGCUGAUGUGCCGCAUCCCCCGGACGGGGAGAACUGGGCAGCGGACCUUGGGCCCACGACGCUCAGCCCGGAGCGAGGUCGGCAGGAGAACCCCGGGGACAGCUGGACAAGAGGAGUUGCGUCUGAGAGGCCCCCACCAUCCCCUGAGAACCGUCUCCAGCCAACCCCGUCCGACCCAGACGCAGCUGCCUUUGAGACGCCCGGGGAGAAGGCCCAGCCGCCUGCGAGUGGGAACGAGACUUAUCCAAGUGAUCCAGGCCGCGGGGACCAGGGGGCAGCUUCCUCUGCGGAGCCUCCGGAGGGUGUGCGCUCGCCCACUCACGGAGGACAGGAGCAGGCUUUGGGAUCAGACCUUCACAGUGAGCUCCCCAAAGACAGCCUGCCUGAUGUUCCAAGUUCAUCUCCCAGAGACCCAGUUCUGGAAGGUUCUGUGACAGAGGAUUCGGGAUGGUCCGCUCCGACGAGGCAGAAUGUGGCUGCGCCGGGGGAGAACGGGCAAGAGGCAGCGCACAGAGAGGGUCGGUCCUGGCGGGGCUCGCCUCCUGCAGCAGAUGCCUUGGAAGGCGCUCCUCCGGCAGGGAACCUGAGUGGAAAGGAAACUUGCUGCGCCGCCGGGCAGGAGCCGAACAAGUCCCCACAGGAGCCGGCCGAGGCUUUGAAAGCAGGCAGCCAGCAUGAAGAAGCAUGUCGAAGGGACGCGGGAGGUUCUGAAGGAGCUGACGCUUGGCCCCCGCUCUGGGGCCUGAGUAAGAGGGAGACGACCGGCAGGAGCACAGCGGAGGCCCCGCCUUGCCCGCCUGACUCAGUAGCUCUCCUGGAUGCAGCUCUCUGCCCGCCAGCCCCGGCGCCCGGCGUCACACCCACCCAGGAUGCCCCAGACAGGCCGGCAUGUGAUGAAACCCAGGAGGGCAGGCAGCACGCAGUGCCAACUCUGCAGCAGAGAGCGGAGUGCCCUGCCCCAGCAGCUGGCGCUGAGGCCGCCGAGCCUCUUGGAAGUUUCCCAUCAGCUGGAGAGCGAGGUGGCGAAGGUGGGCCCGCGGAGACUGGGGGGACCGCUGAUGAAGGAGACCCCAGGAUGCAGAAGGCUCCCGAGGAACUAGAAGCUGCUCCGAGUGGUGGCUUCCUUCAGACUGAGCGCGGCCUUGCCUCCGGGGAGGAAGCUUCUAGCUCUGCCCCAGGUGAGCCUCGCCAAGUUGAGGAGCCCGAGGCCAGCUGCCAGGGCGCCUCGCUGCCGGGCGGAGAGCUGGGGGGCGUUCCCAGGGGCGCCGUGGGUGUUUCUGCACACCAGGCCGUCCCAGACCCAAAGAGGCUCCUGCCAUCCGGGCCCCCCGAAGAGGCUGCUCCUGACACCCCGUACCUGCUUAUCAACGAUGCUGCCCCGAAAGGAGCGGGAGACAGUGGAGUGACAGCUGCUGCUUCCGCAGGCCCCAGAGCUGCAGGAGAAAGCCCCUGUCCCACAGGGGAGCCCCUGCUUGCCUCAGGAAAUGCCGCCUCUGUGAGGCUGCCCGCUGGCCCCCUCGCCUCCCUCUCGCAAUCAGGGGCUGCUGGUGGGGGGAUCUCUGCUGUGCAGGGCAGCAGCGGAAGCCCCAAAGCCGCAGCCUCGGGGGGACCUGUGGACUCUGUGCCCUACCUGGACAGGAUGCCGCUUCUGGCCAAGGGUAGGCAGGCGACAGGGGAGGGGGAAGUGUCAGCAGCUCCGGGUGCAGGCGCCAAGCCCCACGAGAUUCCAGCGCGCCCUGCCAGGGAGCAGGGCUUGGCGGGUGAUGUAGCAGGACAGACAGCGGGCAGCGGGGGGAGGACGGGAAAGCCUCCCCAGGCUCCGAGGAGCAGCGCCUCAGGUGGCGUGGACGCCAGCUCCACACCAGCCGGCGCCAUCGCUGGCUUCCCUGACUUCAGGGAGCACAUUGCCAAGAUCUUCGAGAAGCCUGUGCUCGGAGCCCUGAGUGGUCCUGGAGACAAGGCGGGAGCUGGGAGGAGUGUGGUGGGCAAGGACCUCGCUGUGCCACUGAGCCCAGAGAAGCUUCUGGAUGGGCCCCAAGCAGUGGGCGUCGCCUCUCUCCCUGUGCCUCCCCCUGGACCGUGGGAGGAGAAGCAGCGAGAGUUGGCUGUGGAGGCUGAGGUUGCCCGUCUCCCUGCCCAGGAUCUAGUUCCAGACAAGCUGCCGGGUCCGGUGGGGCUGGCGUCAGAGCAGAGCCUGCCCGGUGCCAGUGUGGGGGCGGAGACGGCAGGUGUCCCACCAGUACUGAGGGGUGGUGAGAGGCCAGAGGGCGCUGGGGAAGCCCGGCCGGGCCUGGGAGGCCAGGCUCACUCACGGCCUGGGAGCGCUGGGCAGGAGUUGGCUUCAGGUCUUGCCUCACAUGCUGCUACUCAGGAGACCCCUGUGGAGAAAGACACUACAGCCCAGGGGGCUCCUCAGAGCCACAGAGAGGAGGCCUUGGCCCAAGACAGAAUUCCUUCUGGAAAACAGCACCAGGAAACAUCUGUCUGCAACGGUCCACAGAGAGAAGGUGGCACCAGGGACUUUGCCCCCAUAGAGGGUCCAGGUGAUGUUCCAAGGUCCACCUGUGCCCAGGAAGCCCCUUCUGCCCAUGGGGAUGUUUUGGUCAUGCCCGAGGCCAACAGUGAGCCCUCAACCCCUGACACUCUUGGGAGCGAGAGGAGUCCUGGAGCUGCUGCCAGCAUCUUGGAAACGCAAAAUGCCCCAGGAAACCAGCGUGUCCCUGAGCCACCUGCUGGGGAGGUGUCACACACACCCCUGCAGCCUGACACGGUGGCAGGAGCUGCUGGGGAAGCAGAGGGUGACGUCAUGUUGAGCAUGGCUGAGACAGGGGCACGUGCAUCGGGCGACCCGCCUGCAGCAGGUACUACGAGGGCAUUCUUGGCUGCAGCUCGCGACUUGGCACCGUCAGGGGCCUGUCAGGACCCAGGCCGCUCUGCUGGGGCGCCAGCGAUGGAGGGUGCAGCCGCCCCUUGCGGGGACAGCCCAGCCGGGCACCAGCAGGUUGAGGAGCAUCCGGGGCCUGAGCACCCUGCUCCUGCCGGGGACGGGAAGGUGUGUGUCUCCUCACCUGCAGAACCUGGUGAAGCUCGGGACCCGCAGCUGGGACACCUGGCUCCAGAACAGCUCCACGCUGGCAGAAAUAGCCUGGGGCCUGGCCCAGCCACCUUACCUUCGGUUCCUGAGAAAGGUGCUCCAAGAGUCACAGGGGAAGUCACUUCAGAGGAGGCCAGACGUGCAGAAGGAACAGAAAGGUCCCCUGUGGCAGAUGGUGCCGUCCAGCCAGCUGCCCCCGCAGACUUGGAAAGCCCACCCUUAGCUGCGUCUUCCCACCACGGUGGUGUUGUCGGCCAGGUCUCUACGGAUCUGACAGCCCAAAGCACCUCCCCAGCUGCCACCCGUGCGGGUCUCGCUCCCCCAGCCACACAGCACACAGCUUCUUUGCCACCCGAGCCAGCUGGUGAUGGAGUAGAAGCUUCCACUCCCUCCUGCCCAACUCCGGCCAAGGACGCCAGCAGGAGCUCGGACUCUGAAGAAGCAUUUGAGACCCCGGAGUCGACGACCCCUGUCAAAGCUCCGCCAGCCCCGCCCCCGCCGCCCCCCGAAGUCAUCCCAGAACCCGAGGUCAGCGCACAGCCACCGCCGCCGGAAGAACCAGGAUGUGGUUCUGAGGUGGUCUCCGUUCCCGAUGGCCCCCGGAGUGACUCGGUGGAAGGAAGUCCUUUCCGCCCUCCGUCCCAUUCCUUCUCUGCCGUCUUCGAUGAAGACAAGCCGAUAGCCAGCAGCGGGACUUACAACCUGGACUUCGACAGCAUCGAGCUGGUGGAUAACUUUCAGACCUCGGAGCCUCGCGCCUGCGACGCUAAGAGUCAGGAGUGCAAGGCGAGCGCGCGGAGGAAGUCCACGGACUCCGUCCCGAUCUCUAAGUCUACGCUGUCCCGCUCCCUCAGCCUGCAAGCCAGCGACUUUGACGGUGCUUCUUGCUCAGGCAGCCCCGAGGCCGUGGCCCUCGCCGCCCCAGAUGCCUACAGCACGGGCUCCAGCAGUGCUUCCAGCACCCUUAAGCGAACUAAAAAGCCGAGGCCGCCUUCCUUAAAAAAGAAACAGCCCGCUAAGAAACCCACAGAAACCCCCCCAGUGAAGGAGACACCCCAGGAGCCGGCCGAGGAGAGUCCUGUCGCCAGUGAGGAGACUCUGGCGUCGGAGACAAAAACAGAGUCGGCCAAGACGGAAGGUUCCGGCCCGGCCUUAUUGGAGGAGACACCCCUAGAACCCGCCGCUGUGCCCAAAGCUGCCUGCCCCCCGGACGCGGAGAGCGCGGAAGGGGCCGUCCCCCCAGCUUCCGGAGGCGGCAGAGUGCAGAACUCGCCCCCCGUCGGGAGGAAAACGCUGCCUGUGACCACGGCCCCAGAGGCGGUGGAGGUGACCCCGGCAGACAGCGGGGGGCAGGAGGGCUCCCCGGCCAAGGGGCUGUCAGUGAGGCUGGAGUUCGACUAUUCGGAGGACAAGGGUAGUUGGGACAACCAGCAGGAAAACCCCCCUCCUACCAAAAAGCCAGGCAAAAAGCCGGUUGCCAAAAUGCCCCUAAGGAGGCCAAAGAUGAAAAAGACGCCCGAGAAACUUGACAGCACCCCUGCCUCUCCUCCCAGGUCCCCCGCUGAACCCAAUGACAUCCCUAUCGCUAAAGGUACCUACACCUUUGAUAUUGACAAGUGGGAUGACCCCAACUUUAACCCUUUUUCUUCCACCUCAAAAAUGCAGGAGUCCCCCAAACUGCCCCAACAAUCCUACAACUUUGACCCAGACGCCUGUGACGAGUCCGUUGACCCCUUUAAGACGUCCUCUAAGACCCCCAGCUCACCUUCUAAAUCCCCAGCUUCCUUUGAGAUCCCGGCCAGUGCCAUGGAAACCAACGGAGUGGAUGGGGACGGGCUGAACAAGCCCGCCAAGAAGAAGAAGACGCCCCUGAAGACGAUGGUUGAAGAUGUGAUGUCUGUAUGUUCUCUGUUUGACACCUUUAGGGUGAAAAAGUCGCCAAAACGGUCUCCUCUCUCUGAUCCACCUUCUCAGGACCCUACUCCAGCCGCCACUCCAGAAACUCCGCCCGUCAUCUCCGCGGUGGUCCACGCGACGGACGAGGAGAAGCUGGCGGUCACCAGCCAGAAGUGGACAUGCAUGACGGUGGACCUGGAGGCUGACAAGCAGGACUACCCGCAGCCCUCGGACCUGUCCACCUUUGUCAACGAGACCAAAUUCAGUUCGCCCACGGAGGAGUUGGAUGAUUACAGAAACUCCUACGAAAUCGAAUAUAUGGAGAAAAUUGGCACCUCCUUACCUCAGGACGACGACGCCCCGAAGAAGCAGGCCUUGUACCUUAUGUUUGACUCGUCUCAGGAGAGCCCGGUCAAGUCCCCUCCCGCCUGCAUGCCGGAGUCCCCGACGCCGUGCUCUGGGUCAAGCUUCGAGGAGACUGAGGCCCUCGUGAACGCUGCCGCAAAAAUCCAGCAUCCGGUCACACGCACACUGGCCCCCAGCCAAGAGCCACACUUGCAGGUGCCAGAGAAACCCUCCCAGAAGGAGCUGGGCACCAUGGCCUUAGGCAACCCCUCAGAGGCGAUUGAAAUUACAGCUCCCGAGGGUGCCUUUGCCUCUGCUGAUGCCCUGCUCAGCAGGCUGGCUCGCCCCGGCUCCCUCUGUGGUGCACUUGACUACCUGGAGCCCGACUUAGCAGAAAAGAACCCCCCAGUAUUCGCUCAGAAACUCCAGGAGGAGUUAGAGUUUGCCGUCAUGCGGAUAGAAGCCCUGAAGCUGGCCAGGCAGAUUGCGCUGGCUUCCCGCAGCCGCCAGGACGCCAAGAGAGAGGCGGCUCACCCAGCAGAUGUCUCCAUCUCCAAAACAGCCCUGUACUCCCGCAUCGGGACCGCUGAGGUGGAGAAACCUGCAGGCCUCCUGUUCCAGCAGCCCGACUUGGACUCCGCGCUCCAGAUGGCCAGGGCAGAGAUCAUAACGAAGGAGAGAGAGGUGACGGAGUGGAAAGACAAAUACGAAGAAAGCAGGCGGGAAGUGAUGGAAAUGAGGAAAAUCGUGGCCGAGUAUGAGAAGACCAUCGCUCAGAUGAUAGGCAAGCCUGAGGACGAGCAGAGGGAGAAGUCGGUCUCCCACCAGACGGUGCAGCAGCUGGUCCUGGAGAAGGAGCAGGCCCUGGCCGACCUGAACUCCGUGGAGAAGUCUCUGGCCGACCUUUUCAGGAGAUACGAGAAGAUGAAGGAGGUCCUGGAAGGCUUCCGCAAGAACGAAGAGGUGCUGAAGAGAUGCGCGCAGGAGUACCUGUCCCGGGUGAAGAAGGAGGAGCAGCGGUACCAGGCGCUGAAGGUGCACGCAGAGGAGAAACUGGACAGGGCCAAUGCUGAGAUCGCCCAGGUCCGAGGCAAGGCGCAGCAGGAGCAGGCCGCCCACCAGGCCAGCCUGCGGAAGGAGCAGCUGCGUGUGGACGCCCUGGAGAGGACGCUGGAGCAGAAGAAUAAAGAGAUAGAAGAGCUCACCAAGAUUUGUGACGAACUGAUUGCUAAGAUGGGGAAAAGCUAACUCUGAACCAAAUGUCUGGACUUGGCUGUUGCGUGCAAUAUGACCGUCGGCACACUGCUGUUCCUCCAAUCACGUGGACAGGUUCUGUUUUCACUUUUUCGUAUGCACUACUGUAUUUCCUUUCUAAAUAAAGUUGAUUUGAUUGUAUGCAGUACUAAGGAGACUAUCAGAACCUCUUGCUAUUGGUUUGCAUUUUCCUAGUAUAAUUCAUAGCAAGUUGACCUCAGAGUUCCUGUAUCAGGGAGAUUGUCUGAUUCUCUAAUAAAAGACAAAUUGCUGACCUUGGCCUUGCCCUUUGUACACAAGUUCCCAGGGUGAGCAGCUUUUGGAUUUAAUAUGAACAUGUACAGCGUGCAUAGGGACUCUUGCCUUAAGGAGUGUAAACUUGAUCUGCAUUUGCUGAUUUGUUUUUAAAAAAAAUGCAUGUUUCAAACAAAAUUCUCUAUUGUAAAUAAACUUUUUUCUUUGGAUCUUGGCAA
This is a messenger RNA of Microcebus murinus (gray mouse lemur), 9766 nucleotides long. The record is from RefSeq and is a predicted model, not a curated record. Lineage: Eukaryota; Metazoa; Chordata; Mammalia; Primates; Cheirogaleidae.